Molecule: messenger RNA, 6458 nt
Organism: Trematomus bernacchii (emerald rockcod)
Lineage: Eukaryota; Metazoa; Chordata; Actinopteri; Perciformes; Nototheniidae
Gene: ulk2
Product: unc-51 like autophagy activating kinase 2
Exons: 27
Coding region: 977-4090 (1037 amino acids)
Biological process (GO): peptidyl-serine phosphorylation; positive regulation of autophagy; autophagosome organization
Cellular component (GO): cytoplasm; autophagosome
Molecular function (GO): protein serine/threonine kinase activity; ATP binding
Source: RefSeq, a predicted model, not a curated record
UGACGAGAGGACUUCCCUCCUGUCAUGGUGUGACAGAGAUGUACAGAGAUUAGAACAGUACAAUUUACAUUAGCAGCUUAACGUACUGUACUUUAACGUGAAAAUACAGUUAAGUGAAGGCGACAGCUUACUGCUCUCACUGCUAACACCAACGUUUCUUGACGACGGAGAAACAACGAAGUGUUCUUUGAUGUGACACGGAUAACAUUAACUCUCACUGGGGAAACGUCAGUGUUUAUCAAGAGGAGAAACAUAUUUCUUGUGGACUAAUUGUGGAAGAAGACGGACCAUAAGGACUUCAGAAAAACCACAGCUCUGUGUUGACAUUGUGUUGCAUUCUUCAGAUUUUUAAUGCUAACUAGUUCCCGGAUGUCGGCUAUCUUUACAGGUUGCUACAUUAAUACAGAUAGAAGCAGGUUGAAUUAUUCAGUAUCACCAGACAAUGUAUUUCAAUUGUUAGCAUGUUAGCAUUGACCUGCUAUGGGCAGCAGCUAUGACGCUAGGUGUAGCCACAGGGUUAUGUCACUGUCAGGCUAACAGAUAGCUCGCUGUCUGCAGCUGCUCUCAGUGUUUGCAUGGUCAUGUCCAGCAGCAUCAUGUAGACUGUCCUCGUGAACCAGGUUACUGGGGACACACAGUGAGAUAGUGAGCCUCUUAAGAGAGUAAUGUAAAGCUGGUUUGCAUCUAUCAAACUGGACAGCUGGCACUGAAAUACCAAGCUCAGGAUUGUUGUUAGCCAUGCUCGCCGUCUGUUCUUUGUGAUAUUACAAACAUCCCAACCUACAUAGAGGACGUGUGAAUGCAUCAUGUCCUGAAUGCAUCUCUUAUUUAUGCACAUCAGAGCAGCCUGUCAUGGAGUAAAUCCGCAGUGCAAGAAGCAGCAUCACUAAGACUGAGAGCAUCGUUUGCUCCAGGAUUAUUUUCUGAAGAGGAGAGCAACAUAUAAAAGGAGCAGCUGGACUAUCAUCCCACCACAAUGGAGACUGUGGGAGAUUUUGAGUACAGCAGGAAAGACCUGGUUGGACAUGGAGCCUUCGCUGUGGUGUUCAAAGGAAGACACAGGAAGAAGACUGAUUGGGAGGUGGCCAUCAAGAGCAUUAAUAAGAAGAACCUGUCCAAGUCCCAGAUCCUUCUUGGCAAGGAAAUCAAAAUCCUGAAGGAGCUGCAGCAUGAAAACAUUGUGGCACUUUACGAUGUCCAGGAAACGCCCAACGCUGUUUUCCUGGUCAUGGAGUACUGUAAUGGCGGUGAUCUCGCCGACUAUCUGCAAGCAAAAGGGACUCUGAGAGAAGACACCCUGAGGGUUUUCCUCCAGCAGAUUGCUGCGGCUAUGCGCAUCCUCAGCAGCAAAGGAAUCAUCCACCGUGACCUGAAACCACAGAACAUCCUGCUGUCGUACGCGGGCCGCAAGAGGUCCAACAUCAGUGGCAUCCGCAUCAAAAUAGCUGACUUUGGCUUUGCACGGUACCUCCAGAACAACAUGAUGGCAGCCACGCUGUGUGGAUCACCCAUGUACAUGGCCCCAGAGGUCAUCAUGUCCCAGAACUACGAUGCCAAGGCCGACCUGUGGAGCAUAGGGACUGUCAUCUACCAAUGUCUGGUUGGCAAGCCACCAUUCCAGGCUAAUAGUCCCCAAGACCUGAGGAUGUUUUACGAGAAGAACAAGAAUCCACAACCUAUCAUCCCAAGGGAGACCUCCCAACAACUUGGCCACCUUCUGCUUGGGCUGCUUCAGAGGAACCAGAAAGACAGGAUGGACUUUGACGCGUUCUUCAGCCAUCCUUUCCUGGUGCCAAUAGUCACCAUAAAAAAAUCGUGUCCGGUGCCGGUGCCUAGCACCUCCAACGACAGCUCCUGUGGCAGCUCCCCAUGCAUCCGCUACAACUCCCCUCCUUCUCUCCCGGACAUGCAGACUCUAGCAGAAGACGGUCUGUCGUCCCCUCCGCUCGGUCCGCCCAACUUCCUGCAGCUUUCCAAAGAGUCUGCAGGAAGCACCAGCAGCAAGAACUCGUCGUCCGAUACUGACGACUUUGUGCUGGUGCCUCACAUCUCCACUGACAGCUACGACCAGCCAAUGGGAGCGGGUCGUCGACUGUCCAGUGAGUGGGGGCAGCCGCAACCAACCCCUGGACAGACCCCCAUGGUGUCCCCACGGGCUGAGACCACCCCCAUCCCUGUUCCCACGCAGAUCCGGAACUACCAGCGCAUCAAGCAAAACCUCUCCAGCAGCCCGACCACCACGCUGUACAGCUCCCCCAGGUCCGGCACAGUGAGGCGCUCUAACACUAGUCCUAUGGGGUUUCCCAAGGUGGCCUCGGGGUCCCCCAGCUCGGCGGACGUCCCUCAGACCGUCAGCAGGCGUCUCUCCACCGGCAGCUCCCGGCCCUACUCUCCCUCACCUCUGGUGGGCACCAUCCCCGAGCAGCUGGGCCACUGCUGCUGUCACAUGCAGAGCCACGAGCCCCGCAGCCGCAGCUCCUCAGGAGGUUCCCCCGUCCCGUCCUCUCAGCUUCUGGGGGCCCGGCUCCAGAGUGCCCCCACCCUGACCGAGGUCUACCAGACCAGGCAGAAGCUCCACAAGCAGUUAUCAGACCCGGUUCAGCCUUCCUCCUCCGCCUCCUCUUCCUCCUGCAGUCAUUCCCCUCAGUUCGGCCGCCCGGCCAACCUGGGCUCCUCCCCCACAAAGCUCCUGGGCACCUCCCCCCGCACGUCCGACUGGCUGCAGAAGUCCCCGCUGCCCACCAUCAUCGGCUCUCCCACUAAAACCAUAUCGGCCCCGUUCAAGAUUCCCAAAACGCAAGCGUCCUGUAAUCUGAUGGCGCUGGCGGACAGCCCCGUGCCCACCAAGACGUUGGCAGAUGCUCGGGAAAUGUGUGCCCACCACUGCAACCCGUACCUCUCCGGACGCCCCGCGGCCCCCGAGGCCAGCAGGACCUUUGGCAGGUCCGUUAGUACAGGUCGUCUGUCUGAGCAGCAAAUCAGAAUGACUCUGGGGGGACAGGCCUAUCAGGGCAGCAAUGACAGCCUGAACACAGAGCGACCCAUGGACACAGCCCCUGCAGGUCCCAGUGGGCUGGUUCAGGGUAUGUCAGCGAGCCCCCGUACCGUCCUCUUCACCGUGGGUUCACCGCCCAACAGCAGCACUCCGCCCACCUGCAGCCACAUGGGCACACGACCCCGCACCACCUCAGUGGGCUCCAACAGUUCUGGCGGCUCCCUGUGCUCCACCAGCGGUCGGGUCUAUGUGGGGUCUCCCCCCGGCAUGGCCGUGGGCUGCUCUCCUCCAGGGGGUUUCGGGGUGAGUCAGGUUGCUCACGGGAGUGAUGGGGCACCCAGCAGCCUGCGCUACGUUCCCUAUGGGACCUCCCCCCCCAGCUUGGAAGGGUUCAUCACAUUCGAAGCCCCUGAGCUGCCCGAGGAGACUCUGAUGGAGCGAGAGCACACAGACACGCUGAUGUACCUCCGCAUGAUGCUCUCCUUCACGGACUGCGUCCUGGAGAUGGCAGCGGUGCGAGCUGGAGGGACGGAGCUCGGCGUGUCGUCCGCCUCGCUCUACCCCCCCCAGGACAGCGUGGUGGUAGACCAGAUCAGCCAGCUCAGCAAAGAGUGGGGGCAGGUGGAGCAGUUGGUGCUCUACAUGAAGGCGGCUCAGCUCCUGGCUUCCUCUCUGCAUCUGGCCAAGGCACAGAUCAAAUCAGCCAAGCUCAAUCCUUCCAGUGCCGUCAAACAGGUGGUGAAGAGUCUGAACGAGCGUUACAAAAGCUGCAUCUCCCUCUGCCGGCGGCUGACAGACAAACUCAACCACUUCUUCUCCGACAAGCAGCGCUUUAUGGACGAGAUCAACAGCGUCACAGCGGAGAAGCUCAUCUACAAUAAUGCCGUGGAGAUGGUUCAGUCUGCGGCUCUGGAUGAGAUGUUCAAGCAGACCGAAGAUAUCGCCUACCGCUACAGCAAGGCCGCCAUGCUGCUGGACGGCCUGUCCAAGAUCCUGCAGGACCCCACCGACGUUGAGAACGUGGUCAAGUACAAGGCCAGUGUGGACCGCAGGAUCUCAGCCCUCUGCUACUGCACUGUUACACUAUACGAGUAGCCACACACACACACACACACACACACACACACACACACACACACACACACAGGGACCACGUCCUAAGACCCUGAUCCUCCUGUAGCAGUUCAAGCACUUUUCAUUUGACAGUUUCAUCUGUAUUUAUCAUCCCACUGGCUGCAUCAUGGACUGAGCUGUGACCAGCGACUGAUGCACAAAACAACCAAAGAUGAUCCAGAAACUAAAGACUGAAACUGGAUGUGGACACAAUGCAUGCACCUCCAUGUGCAUUUUUCUUCCUACGCCAUGAUGGUGAAAAAUCCAUCUGAUCAACAUAAAUAUAUAUAAAAAACAUAUUUCCAUCUUUCAGGAUAUCAUUGUUUUUUACCAGAAGAAGAAGAGGAUGGACAGGACUAUGAAACGGCCUCAAGAGACUCCCCAUGGAGCAGUUUAAAAAAAGAAACCUGCUUACUAUGUGAUAUCAGUUGUUAUUUACUCUGUGUUAUUGUUCUUAUUUAUUGGUUCAGAAGAACAUGGAGUCUCCUGCCUAUUUUUAAAUAACCUCAAGUAUUGGAGCGGAAGGAAAUUAAGCAGAUGGCUGAUCACUGUAACAAAUCCAACGAUUUUUACGUGAAACACAAACUGUUUUAACAGAAAACGACAGCCGUGUGAGCAAAGGAACCUGUAAAUUUGAUAUGUUUUUAGCUCAAGCACUUUACUGUGGAGAGGUGUGUCAGUAUAAAAUCUGAAGGUAUACAUGUGAAGGCAGGGGAACGAUCACUCCCGCUCCCACCCCUCAAUACUUACUGAUUAACUGAAUGCAUACAUUUCCCAUAAGGCAGAGCAACCAGGGAAACGGUUAUCUUAGACGAGACAAAUUGCCUAGAGCUCUUCUUUUAAGAUCAAAUAAAUGUUGUCUUGAUGGCCGAUUGAAAUUAUUUUUAGCCAUGGAAAGACAAUUUAAGUCUUUACCAUUAAAGUGCAGUUGGUGAUACGAUUAUUCACACAAAAUUACAUAGCAGGGGAAUUUUGAUUGGCUUGUAUCAACCGGAUGUUCAUUUUCCACUCGCAACAAGAAAACAUCUAAAAACUAUUGACAUGUAUUUCCCUCGUUACCCCGUUUUGUAGGAAUGUAAAGGAGUUCAAAAUAUAUAUAUAUAUAAACAUGACGACUUAAUACGUUUAAUUUUACUAAAGGAAUACAGCUUUUAUGUUCCGUCAGUAUCUGUAGCUAGAUUUUUUUUUAUUAAACAAAACUUGAUGUUUGCAAUCUUGUAAAUAUUUGUAUGUGGUGCAUGUGAUGAUUCCUUUCCCCUCUUUUCGGGAGGGGGUGUGUGUGUUUAUGGGGUGUCGGUGACGCUGUCAGAUGGCCUGCCUGUCAGUCAAAGAGCACAAAUCUUUAUAUGUACAUAGCUGAAUUUGAUACAUUUUAUUCAUGUCUGCCAAGGGUUUUUUUUUUAAUAAGAGAAACCUUUUUUUGGCACAACAGGGGUGUGCCAAAGAAUAAACUCUAACUCGUGGCAGCUCUUUCCGGAGAACUCUUUCUAUCAGGACUGUUUGUUGUUCAGAUCAAGACACAUAUUUGCUUAGUGGGAAAGUUUCUGAAAUAGAUACUAAUUUCCCAACAUUGUACUUGAUUUGUCACAAUCUGCACUGCCUAGCAUCCGCUCUGUCCCUUUGCCUCCCCUCAUCUGCUGUGCUCCUAAAAGUGUAUGUACUGUAAGUAUGUAUGAGUCAGUGUAUAUAGACACACUUGCCAGGUGUGCAUUAAGGCCAGUAGUAAACAGUUAGUGAUGGAAAAGGAGGUGCCUUCUUCAUCUGAAAGCAGACCAAGGCCUACUCCUCUGUACAGGUGUGAAUACAUUAUUUUUCUGUGUACAAAUGUGUAUAGAUGCAUUCACAGGCACCUUAGGCCUGUUUCUCUCAUGUACUGUUUAUUUUAAUUUUUUAAAAGACAUAUCUGGGUUUCCUUCGUUCUCGUCAUGAGCACUCUGAACCACACAAAGCCUUUUACUGCACACAGAGUGAAGAGGGACAACAAAGGCUGACGGAAACCCGCCCGAAUCUUCGCUCUGUACCAUUUUUGUCCAUGGACUGUAACUGAAAUUGGACUGUUUUAAGAUGAAGCAUGGGUGCUGAGGCUGCAUUUGUACCCCGUUAGAACCUCUAGAAUCUUCAAUGUACUGUAUGUACCCCGUUGUUUCGCGCCUCUCCAGCUUGAUCUGAAUGCAUUUCGAAGAAACCUGCCGUCAGUCAUGACCCUGAAAAUGCAACUCUUUCCAAGCACCCAUUUUUUUUCAGAGAAAUGUUAAUGUUACACUCGUGUCCCUCACUGAGGGCUGUCCGUCUUUGUUCUUUAUAGAACCCAAAUACAGUCUUUGUUAUUAAAAAGAGAAUCAAUUAAAAA